Molecule: messenger RNA, 4986 nt
Organism: Poecilia latipinna (sailfin molly)
Lineage: Eukaryota; Metazoa; Chordata; Actinopteri; Cyprinodontiformes; Poeciliidae
Product: poly [ADP-ribose] polymerase 14-like
Exons: 15
Coding region: 312-4430 (1372 amino acids)
Biological process (GO): protein poly-ADP-ribosylation; negative regulation of gene expression
Cellular component (GO): nucleus; cytoplasm
Molecular function (GO): transcription corepressor activity; NAD+ poly-ADP-ribosyltransferase activity
Source: RefSeq, a predicted model, not a curated record
GAGGGGACGUGGCUAGACGCCUGUCAAUCAUUCUGAGCCAUGACAGACAGUUAGCUGAAUGGGGCUGUCAGAAGUUAGAAAUUCGGAAAGACCCCAGGAUUUUCCCCAGGCGGUUUGACACCAGUGUUCAACAGUGACACCAGGAAAUACCUUCUAGUUUUCCAUUUCCCGAACUGUUACCGGACUGGGUGUGUCACAAGCAUGAAGGGGAGGUGACAAAUAACAGAAAGUGAAACUAGCUCUUCAGUGAAUGCUGUUUAGUCAGAUUACGGACAAGAACAAGAAGUCCUCUCUCAGUUUAGAAGUCAAAAAUGGCUGAAUAUCCAUAUCCGCUGUAUUUUGAGGCCAGAUAUUUAACAGACAGAGAGAAGGAAAAGGUCAGCAGACACUUUCAGAAAAGAAGAGACUCCGGGGGAGGCGACUGUGGUGGGGUUGAAAAGGUGGGAGACAACAUCUAUAAAGUCUGCUUCAAGGAACAAGAAGUCCAGGAAAGGGUUUUACAGAGGAAAACUCAUACUAUUAGUCUUCCUGGGGGAGAUGUACACCUGACCGUGACUCGGAGCAGUUCACCACAGACCCAGGAUCAGCCAUCGACAAGCCAAUCACAAACGACUACUAAACUCAGCACAAAAGGCUUUGAGAAGACUUUCAGGACAGACAUCUUUCUCUUGUUCUACAUGAGAGACAACCCUAAAGCUUACAAAAUACUGCAGAAGCAGUUCUCUGCAAUCGGCUGCACGAUACAGCUAGAUUUUGAGGAAGAAGAGGCAGUGGUGAGGGGGAACAUAGAGAAAGGGCCUGGAGGAGCUUUUGAUGGCACAGCAGAAAACUGGGAGCUACAAGUGGACCGGACCUUCAUCAAUGUCAUUGAGGCCUACACCUGCCAUCAUGUCCUUGAGCCCAAACGAGUCAAGAAGGUUCUACAGGAUCCCUUCUUUGUGUCUGAUGAUGUGAGAGUGUACUCAGAGAGUGGCUAUGCUGUGGUUGUAGGGGAGACAUGUGUAGUGAAGGACAAGAUUGCGGUUCUGGAGAAAAGCAUACCAAUUCGCAAAGAGCAGCCGGUUGUGGAGAAACGGUUCAAGAUGAUUGAGGAGGAGUUCAACCGAGAGAUGAGUGCAAGUUGUCCAGAGGUGAAAAUCAGCAGGGCCUCUAACAUCAUCAUCUUAGAAGGUCCUGAAGAUAAGGUGCAGCUUGGUGAAGCCAAACUUAACGAACUGAUUAAGAAAAUACAAGAAAAGAGGGUUAAUCUUUCCAAUGAUUUAUUAACCUUCAUGGCGACUAGCAGCGUCAUCUACAAGUACCAAACACGGUUUGAGCAAAGUCUCAGAAGCCCAGUGUCCCUGGAGGUGGGAUCCGAACUGGUUCUGUCCAGUUUGUCUUCGGAUGCUCUGAGGGAAGCAGAGAUGGCGGUGCUGAGAGAUCUGAAUGAGUCCAGUGUGACUCUUCAGGGUGCUGCAGCUGUGGCUCCAGAUCUAGACACACUCAAGGAAAUCCUCAACAGAGCCAAGAGCGAGGAAAACCGUGGCGAGCUCAGAGUGAACUUUAGCUUCCUUCCUGGAUCCAGUGGCACUUCAUCAUCCAGAGUGAAGCUGGUGGGCUACACUGAACACGUGAACAAGCUUAAAGAGCUUAUUUAUUCCUUCCAGGCAAAUCAGGUUUCAACUCAAGAGGUUAUCAGUCUGCAGUAUCCUGAACUUGUUGACUGCUUUGAUAAAAUCUUAGGAAUACUUGGCAUGAAGCAGACCGAUGUGACACUCAAAGCCUCCUCUUUUCCAAAUCCUUGUGUUCUUUUGUCUGGUCCUCGUUCGCGGGUUCAGGAGACCAAACAAGCCCUCGGGUCAACUCUGGCCAGCAUGACGAUGGACAAACUGGUUCUGGAUGGUCCUGGGGCGCUGCAGUACUUCCAAGGAGCUGGUAAAGUCAGCAAGGAGCUGGUUGAAACUUCCUGUCAGGUGAUUAUUAGGGAACAACAAGUUGUUAGCUCACCAACUGUGGCAAACAAACAGCGAAGCCUCAGCAGCAUCACACCAAGACCGUCAACUCCCAGGACUCGCUUCAGCACUGUUGGAAACAGUCCAGUCAAAAUCAACCUAGAAAUCAAGAUUGGCAGCUUAGAGAAAGAGCAGGUGAAUGUUUUGGUCGUCCCCACACACGGCAGGCAGCUGUCUUCAACAAAUAUUGGCAAAUCAUUGCUUGUGAAAGGCGGAGAUGUGGUCCAGUCAAAGUUCAACUUAUCGGCUGCAAAUUCUUCCCUCAUUCCUGGUGAUGUUCUGGAGGUCAGUGCCAGCACUUCUCUAGGUUGCUCCAAGAUAUUCUGCAUAGAGUGCCUGGCCUGGGAUGGAGUUGGAGGAAAAGGAGUGCAGGCUCUUUCUAGGGGGCUAAGAAGAUGUUUGGACCUCUGUGCAGAGAAGGGCUUCAGUUCAGUGGCCAUUCCUGUUAUCGGGCCUGGACUUCUCCUAAAAUACCCCUUGAGUGAAGCCGUUCAAAUUCUGAAGGAAAGCAUUCGCCAAUUUGCAUUGUCUGACCAAUGUGGAAAUCUCACCACCAUCCACAUCGUCAUUAAACCGGGCUAUCCAGACUCUGAGGAGAGCUACCAUGAAGUAUACAAACAUCUCAGCUCAAUCAUGAACCAGAGAGGCAAAGCACUCUUCGGAUCCCUCACCAGUGACCUCGAUGACAUCAACCUCACUGUAGGAGGCGGGGUCAAACUGCAGUUGGUGUUCGGCGACAUCACUAACGAGACUACAGACGUUGUGGUGAACACUACCGACUUUGUCAACUUCUACAAUGAGGGAGUUUGCAAAGACAUUUUAACCGUAGCUGGAUCAGUGGUGGAGGCUCAGCUGAAAACGGCGAAAGUGAGCCGGGGAAACGUUUUUGUGACACCCCCUGGACUGUUCCCCUGUAAAGCCAUCUUACAUGUAUGUGGAGAGAAAGAUGCAAGCCUUGUUGAAACUCUUGUUCCCAGCAUCAUUGACUACUGUGAAAGCCUGGGAUUUAGCUCCGUAGCGAUUCCUGCCAUCUGUGCAGGAGCCGGUGGGCUGGACCCUGCAGUUGUUGCAGGUGCAAUCCUGAGAGGAAUCCAAACGGCCACAUCAUCCGGUCCUUUUUACAGCCUCACCUCCAUCCGCCUUGUCCUGAUUAAAAUCAACGUCUUCUUAGCUUUUAAAGAAGAAGCAACACAGAUGUUCCCCACUUCUGGAAGAAAAUCACCACCAUUUCAGGUGCCUCAGGUACAACAACAGGCACCUUUACCUCUGGUUGCUGACCUCAGCAUAUAUGAUACCAUUCCUGUGAGUGAGCCAUCGACAUUCCUGUUCCUGGGUCUUACCAGAAAGGAUGUUAAUGAUGCCAUGGAAAAAAUGAAGAAUCUUUAUAAGAAUCAGUGUACUGAACACACCUUCCCCAAAGAGCAGCUAGACAGUCUCAACGCAGACGACAUGUUAGAUCUUCAGCAGCUGGUGAGGAUGGAGGGUCUGUACAUGAAGAAGGAUCCGUCUGGAAACCUGAUGGUGAACGGUAUGAAAGACGGGGUCAACAGGGCAAUUGUGAAGUUCAAUUCAAACCUGCACGGCACCCUGACGAGAGAGGUGAGAGGGAGGGAUGAGGAUGAUUUGUACAAACGUGUGAUGUGGUGCAUCCUGGGAAAAAAUGGAAACUGGGACAGAGUCCCCAAAACAGCCAAUUACAACCUGGAAAGGAGGGAUGUUACAGGAGGAAUUGUGGAUGCACACGGAGUCUUGUGGCAAGUGGAUCUACAAAACUUAAUGGUCUCAGCUAAAGGCUACAAAACAAACCUCAAACGACUUGAGAAUCUGGAAGACUUCACGUUCCCUUUGGAAUGGGACAACAUGACGCACGGUGAGGUAUUGAAGAGGGUAACGCUGGAGUCUUCUUCACCAGAGUACAGGAGAGUGAAGCAGGGAUUCAAAGUAACUGCUAACCAAACUGUAAUGAAGAUUGAGCGAGUGCAGAGCAUUCAUCUACGACGUGCUUAUGAGGCACAGAAGAAAAAAAUAUUUGAAAAGAACAAACAGGAGGGAGGGGCAAAUGAAAAGUUUCUAUACCAUGGGACAACGGAGAACAACUGUGACUCCAUCAUGAAAACUGGCUUCAACAGGCGCUUCUGUGGGCAAAACGCAACAAGCUUUGGUGAGGGAACCUACUUUGCUGUAAAUGCCAGCUACUCCACCCAUCCCGCCUACUCCAGACCUGCUGCUGAUGGCUCUCAGCUGAUGUUUGUGGUUAGAGUCCUGACGGGCGUCUACACUCUGGGCCAAACCGGCAUGAAGGUUCCUCCACCUCGUGAUAACCAGCAGCCUCAUAUACUAUACGACAGCGUGGUGGAUAGAAUGAACAGACCCAACAUGUUUGUCGUGUUCCACGAUGACCAAGCUUAUCCAGACUACCUCAUCACCUUCAAGCAAUGACCCUGAAAACAUCUCAUGAAUUAACGGUUUCUGGGUAAUAUUAGGUUAAAAAAAACAUUUCCUGGAUUACUAGAAAACCUCAAAUCUGUUGAUCCUUUAACUAAAUGUUAUUGUAACCUUGAUUAUUAUUUUAUCAGAUUUUUGAGAGUGCUAUAAUGAUUUUCCUUUGAUUUCUUAGAUGAACCUGUUAAAAGGAUCUUUUGAAACUUGUCUGCCUGUCAGAUAGACACAAUUUAUUGAAACCUUUUUGACCGAAUCUGUAAAAAAUUGCAAAUAAAACAAUCUUAAAUACAUCUUGAAUAAAUCUUAAACAGCUUCAACAGGGUUAUUCCCAAGAGAGCUGAAAACCUGACAUAAAACACAUGGUCAAUAAAGAAAGACCUUGUGUCUGAUCUUUGCUACACAUUUCACCAUUUCUUAAACAUAUGACAUCCAGAUAUUGCAAAUCUAUUUUCAGUAGUUUAGAUACCUCAGAGAAAACGAGAAAUAAAUACGAGUGAUUUAGCGAUUUUGCAUAGUACUGUAAAUAUAAAUGAGCAAACACAAAAUAAAAACA